AUGGCACUUCCAUCCUCAUUUAAAGCUGCCGUGCUCCCCGAGGCUGGGGCCCAGCAUACGGUGGCCGACCGCUCGCUCGCUCCACUUGCACCCGACGAGAUCGCGGUCAAAGUGACGGCUACCGCAAUCAACCCUGUUGACUGGAAGAUCCGCGACUACCGCUUUCUCCUCACCGAGUUUCCCGCCGUGCUCGGCGUCGAGGCAGCUGGUGAAGUCAUCGCAGUCGGCUCGUCGGUGACCACGCACGCAGUCGGCGAGCGCGUGUCCUUCCAGGGCACCGCUGGCAACUACGACUCGUCGACAUUCCAACAGUACGCCAAGGUCCCGGCAAAGCUGGCUGCCAAGACGCCCAAGAACGUGUCGGAUGAGCAGGCCGCCACCUUCUGGGGCGGAGGCUUCGCUGUCGCGACUGGUCUGUACCACAACACGGGUCUCUCGCUCGCCGCUCCGUGGGACAAGGACGGCACGUCUGCAGGCAAGGGCAAGACCGCCAUCAUCCUCGGCGGCUCGUCUUCCGUCGGCCAAUACGUCAUUCAAUUCGCAAAACUCUCAGGGUUCGACCACAUUAUCACCUCCUCCAGCCCUUCGCACUUCGAUUACCUCAAAGCCCUCGGCGCCGACAUCGUCCUUGACCGCUCCGUCGCCACCUCGGCUUCAGACUUCACCUCUCACAUCCCUGCCAACUCCCCUGCGGACUGGGUAUACGAUUCGAUCGCCUCUCCUUCCACUCAGCUCCUCGCCGUCGAAAUCCUCCAGUCCCUCCAAGGCGGCAAAGCGAUCCUCGUCCUUCCCGCUGACGAAAAGGCCUCCGCGCAGUCUGAGGUACAGGGUAAACCAAAGGUAGAGGUGAUCUCGAUUAGAAGUUUUGGCAGUGCGCCCGAAUACCGCUACGUCUCGGAACCCUUGGCGUCCCAUCUCGGCGGUGAGAACGGCUACAUCGCAACGGGCAAGAUCUCCCUCAACAGGGUGCACUUGAUCGAAGGAGGGUUGAAGAACAUCGAGCAAGCGCUUAAAGCUAACAAGGACGGCGUGAGCGGCGUCAAGGUCGUCAUUCGUCCUAACGAGGCCUAG
This is a messenger RNA of Sporisorium graminicola, 1071 nucleotides long. RefSeq lists its product as uncharacterized. The record is from RefSeq and is a predicted model, not a curated record. Gene Ontology annotation, molecular function: oxidoreductase activity, acting on NAD(P)H. Lineage: Eukaryota; Fungi; Basidiomycota; Ustilaginomycetes; Ustilaginales; Ustilaginaceae. Bases 1 to 1071 code for a protein of 356 amino acids. The transcript has a single exon.